CCUCCCCUUCCUGGGUUUCCUUCACUCCCUUCCCGGUGGGUCUCGGGGCAUGAACAGCGAUGGCCGGCUGCAGCCCAGAAGAGAAAACUUACCGGCGCUUCCUGGAGCUAUUCCUGGGCGAGUUUCGUGGUCCUUGCGGCGGCGGCGAGCCAGAGCCUGAACCCGAGUCUGAGCCCGAACCUGAACUGGUAGCAGCUGAGGCGGCCGAAGCUUCGGUCGAGGAUCCCGGGGAGGAGUCGGCCACGGUAGCCGCAACGGAGGAGGGAGAACAGGAGCAAGACCCAGAGCCCGAAGAGGAGGCGGUUGAGGAGGAGGCGGAGGCGGUGGCGGCGGCUGAGGGCGAGGAGGAGGAGGAGGAGGCAGCCCCGGGGCACUCGGCCGUGCAACCGCCGCCGCAGCCCCAGCUGCCGCCGCUGCCCCCGCUCCCGCGACCGCUGUCGGAGCGCAUCACCCGUGAGGAGGUGGAGGGCGAGAGCCUGGACCUGUGCCUGCAGCAGCUCUACAAAUAUAAUUGCCCUUCAUUUUUGGCUGCUGCGUUAGCCAGAGCCACAUCAGAUGAAGUGCUUCAAAGUGAUCUUUCUGCACAUUAUAUCCCAAAGGAAACGGAUGGCACAGAAGGGAGUGUGGAGAUUGAGACAGUGAAAUUGGCCCGUUCUGUCUUCAGCAAACUACAUGAGAUUUGCUGCAGCUGGGUGAAAGACUUCCCUCUCCGCAGGAGACCCCAGCUUUACUAUGAAACAUCAAUCCAUGCCAUCAAAAACAUGCGCAGGAAAAUGGAGGACAAACAUGUCUGCAUUCCUGACUUUAAUAUGCUCUUCAACUUAGAGGAUCAGGAAGAACAAGCUUACUUUGCAGUGUUUGAUGGCCAUGGGGGAGUAGAUGCUGCCAUUUACGCUUCCAUUCACUUACAUGUUAAUUUAGUACGCCAAGAGGUAUUUCCCCAUGAUCCUGCUGAGGCUCUGUGCCGGGCCUUCCGGGUCACUGAUGAGCGGUUUGUGCAGAAGGCAGCUAGGGAGAGCUUAAGAUGUGGGACCACAGGAGUGGUGACUUUUAUCAGAGGCAACAUGCUACAUGUGGCCUGGGUGGGUGAUUCCCAGGUAAUGCUUGUGAGAAAGGGCCAAGCUGUUGAACUAAUGAAACCACACAAACCAGACAGAGAGGACGAAAAACAGCGAAUUGAGGCCCUUGGAGGUUGUGUAGUCUGGUUUGGUGCCUGGAGGGUGAAUGGAAGUCUGUCAGUCUCCAGAGCUAUAGGAGAUGCUGAACACAAGCCAUAUAUCUGUGGGGAUGCAGAUUCCGCCUCUACUGUUUUGGAUGGGACAGAAGACUACCUCAUUCUGGCCUGUGAUGGCUUCUAUGAUACUGUGAACCCUGAUGAGGCAGUGAAAGUUGUGUCUGACCACCUGAAAGAGAAUAAUGGAGACAGCAGUAUGGUUGCCCACAAAUUAGUGGCAUCAGCUCGGGAUGCUGGGUCAAGUGAUAACAUCACUGUUAUUGUGGUAUUCCUAAGGGACAUGAACAAAGCUGUAAAUGUUAGUGAGGAAUCAGAUUGGACAGAGAACUCUUUUCAAGGAGGGCAAGAAGAUGGUGGGGAUGAUAAGGAGAAUCAUGGAGAGUGCAAACGCCCUUGGCCUCAGCACCAGUGCUCAGCACCAGCCGAUCUAGGCUAUGAUGGGCGUGUGGAUUCAUUCACUGAUAGAACUAGCCUGAGCCCAGGGUCCCAAAUCAACGUGCUGGAAGACCCAGGCUACCUAGAUCUCACACAAAUAGAAGCAACCAAACCUCACAGUGCCCAGAUUUUGCCAUCAGUUGAGAUGUUUGGUCUUGGUGCACCAAAGCAAGCAAAUCUUAUUAAUGAGCUAAUAAUGAAGGAAAAAUCAGUUCGAUCAUCAUUGCCUGAACGGAAUGGUGCUGGAGAGUUUCCAGGGCAGCAGAUAUACAGAAUGGAGAGCUUGUCUCUUGUCUGUUCUGGGUUGGAAAAUGAACAGUUCAAAUACCUGGGAAAAAGAGUUUCUAGAUUGUAUCAUUUACGCCACUACUACUUCAAGAGGUGGCACGGAUUCAGGUUCAAUCCAAAGUUUUAUUCAUUUCUCUCUGCUCGAGAGCCUUCCCACAAAAUGGGCAUCAGCCUGUCCUCACUUACUCGAAGUGGGAAGAGAAAUAGGAUGUUAAGAAGUUAUGUGCCAUGGAGGGAAAAUAGUUGGAAAGGGUAUAGUGAAAAUACAAUGAGAAAGGUCAGAAAGAGUAAUGAUAUUCCAUAUGCAGAUCUUCUCUGGAGCUAUAAAAUAUAAUACGUUUUCUUUACAGUAGGCUAGCUAGCUAUCCCUCAAUUAAAAACAACACUAUCAGAGUAGAAACAAGGUAGACAUUUCUAAACACAUGUGCUUCAGUAUGAAUCCAUGGAUGGGUCAAUUCUUAAAUGUAAAUAGAUCUCUAGGAAACUCAAAUUACAGUGUUUUCAAUCUAAAAAAAAAGUAUUGGCGGUUUCACUAGCAAAAUUAUACAACUGGUCCCUGUGAUGUGUCUCUACACCUACAUAAAUCCCCUCUCCAGCACCCCUUCACGUCACUAGUGGAAACUUGAAAGUUAUUUCAGUCAGGAUAUAUUGAAAUAUAUAGUGUUGAAAUCUCAACUCAGUUGAAAUCUGGUCUGAUGUGCCUAAUCUACUUACAGAGAACAAUGAAGAACUAAAUUAGGAAACAUCCCUCAAGAUCCUGGGGACUAAGAAAGAUCCCCCCAACCUUUUUUUUUUUUGGCAGGUGAAAGGCUAAAAGCCAUAUGGGUUUUAACUG
Messenger RNA from Marmota flaviventris (yellow-bellied marmot), 2792 nucleotides. It is a transcript of the gene Ppm1e, whose product is annotated as protein phosphatase, Mg2+/Mn2+ dependent 1E. The record is from RefSeq and is a predicted model, not a curated record. NCBI's taxonomy places the organism in Eukaryota, Metazoa, Chordata, Mammalia, Rodentia, Sciuridae. Gene Ontology annotation, molecular function: protein serine/threonine phosphatase activity; cation binding. Gene Ontology annotation, biological process: protein dephosphorylation; negative regulation of protein kinase activity. Gene Ontology annotation, cellular component: nucleus.